Messenger RNA from Panthera uncia (snow leopard), 1578 nucleotides. It is a transcript of the gene KAT8, whose product is annotated as lysine acetyltransferase 8. The transcript has 11 exons. Lineage: Eukaryota; Metazoa; Chordata; Mammalia; Carnivora; Felidae. Gene Ontology annotation, biological process: regulation of DNA-templated transcription. Gene Ontology annotation, molecular function: histone acetyltransferase activity. Bases 96 to 1472 code for a protein of 458 amino acids. The record is from RefSeq and is a predicted model, not a curated record.
GCCUUCAAGGCAGCAGCUGCCUCCGCCACGCGUCGCUGACCCGGAACUAAAAGCGCUGCGCGGCGCCGGAUUCCAGCGUCAUUUCCACUACGACGAUGGCGGCACAGGGAGCAGCUGCGGCGGUUGCGGCGGCUACUUCAGGGGUCGCGGGGGAGAGCGAUCCCGGGCCCGGGGAGAAUGCGGCGGUCGAGGGGACCGCCCCGUCCCCGGGCCGCGUCUCUCCCCCGACUCCAGCGCGCGGCGAGCCGGAAGUCACCGUGGAGAUCGGAGAAACGUACCUGUGCCGACGACCGGAUAGCACCUGGCAUUCUGCUGAAGUGAUUCAGUCUCGAGUGAAUGAUCAGGAGGGCCGAGAGGAAUUCUAUGUACACUACGUGGGCUUUAACCGGCGACUAGACGAAUGGGUAGACAAGAACCGGCUGGCACUGACCAAAACAGUAAAAGAUGCCGUGCAGAAGAACUCAGAGAAGUACCUGAGCGAGCUGGCUGAGCAGCCUGAGCGCAAGAUCACUCGCAACCAAAAGCGCAAGCAUGAUGAGAUCAACCAUGUGCAGAAGACCUAUGCGGAGAUGGACCCCACAACAGCAGCCUUGGAGAAGGAACAUGAGGCGAUCACCAAGGUGAAGUAUGUGGACAAGAUCCACAUCGGGAACUACGAAAUCGAUGCCUGGUACUUCUCACCGUUCCCUGAGGACUAUGGGAAACAGCCCAAGCUGUGGCUCUGCGAGUACUGCCUUAAGUACAUGAAAUUCGAGAAGAGCUACCGCUUCCACUUGGGGCAGUGUCAGUGGCGGCAACCCCCAGGGAAGGAGAUCUAUCGCAAGAGCAACAUCUCCGUGUACGAGGUGGAUGGCAAAGACCACAAGAUUUACUGUCAGAACCUGUGUCUGCUGGCCAAGCUUUUCCUGGACCACAAGACGUUGUACUUCGACGUGGAGCCCUUCGUCUUUUACAUCUUGACUGAAGUGGACAGGCAGGGGGCCCACAUUGUUGGCUACUUCUCUAAGGAGAAGGAGUCUCCAGAUGGGAACAAUGUGGCCUGCAUCCUGACUCUGCCCCCCUAUCAGCGGCGUGGCUAUGGAAAAUUCCUCAUUGCUUUCAGUUACGAGCUCUCCAAGCUAGAGAGCACAGUAGGCUCCCCUGAGAAGCCACUGUCUGACCUGGGCAAGCUCAGCUACCGCAGCUACUGGUCUUGGGUCCUGCUGGAGAUCCUGCGAGACUUCCGGGGCACACUGUCCAUCAAGGAUCUUAGUCAGAUGACCAGCAUCACCCAGAAUGACAUCAUCAGCACCCUACAGUCCCUCAAUAUGGUCAAGUACUGGAAGGGCCAGCAUGUGAUCUGUGUCACACCCAAGCUGGUAGAAGAACACCUCAAAAGUGCUCAGUAUAAGAAACCACCCAUAACAGUGGACUCUGUCUGUCUCAAGUGGGCCCCCCCCAAGCACAAGCAAGUGAAACUCUCCAAGAAGUGAAUGGCCUGUGCCCCUGCUGCUGGACCUUUAUCUCCUUGUCCCCUAGCCUGUAAAUAUGUACAGACCUGUUUCGUCAUUUUUUAAAAUAAAGUAAGUUCUGCCAGUG